Macaca mulatta (Rhesus monkey) is the source of this 7690-nucleotide messenger RNA. The record is from RefSeq and is a predicted model, not a curated record. NCBI's taxonomy places the organism in Eukaryota, Metazoa, Chordata, Mammalia, Primates, Cercopithecidae.
AGUGCUGAAAACCGGGCACCAGGGUUUCUCCGCGGUUAUGUUCCCUUCCCUGAGUCCUGCAGACGCCGUGAGCCUGGCUUUCCUGCUGAGCCAUGCUGGGAGGACCGGGGGCUGGGGUGAGAUCAGAGCAGAGAGUCCGGACUCACAGAAAACAACCUGUUCGGGAAGAUAAGCGGGAGAGAUUCCCGCUGAGCCCUGAGCCAGACGGCAUCCACAGCGUCACGGCCUUCUGCACCCUGCGUGUCACCAUCAUCACGGACGACAUGCUGACCAACAGCAUCACUGUCCGCCUGGAGAACAUGUCCCAGGAGAAGUUCCUGUCCCCGCUGCUGGCCCUCUUUGUAGAGGGGGUGGCCGCGGUGCUGUCCACCACCAAGGACGACGUCUUCGUCUUCAACGUCCAGAACGACACCGACGUCAGUUCCAACAUCCUGAACGUGACCUUCUCGGCGCUGCUGCCCGGCGGCGUCCGCGGCCAGUUCUUCCCGUCGGAGGACCUGCAGGAGCAGAUCUACCUGAACCGGACGCUGCUGACCACCAUCUCCACGCAGCGCGUGCUGCCCUUCGACGACAACAUCUGCCUGCGCGAGCCCUGCGAGAACUACAUGAAGUGCGUGUCGGUGCUGCGCUUCGACAGCUCGGCGCCCUUCCUCAGCUCCACCACCGUGCUCUUCCGGCCCAUCCACCCCAUCAACGGCCUGCGCUGCCGCUGCCCGCCCGGCUUCACCGGCGACUACUGCGAGACGGAGAUCGACCUCUGCUACUCCAACCCGUGCGGCGCCAACGGCCGCUGCCGCAGCCGUGAGGGCGGCUACACCUGCGAGUGCUUCCAGGACUUCACUGGAGAGCACUGUGAGGUGGAUGCCCGCUCAGGCCGCUGUGCUAACGGGGUGUGCAAGAACGGGGGCACCUGCGUGAACCUGCUCAUUGGCGGCUUCCACUGCGUGUGUCCUCCCGGCGAGUACGAGAGACCCUACUGCGAGGUGACCACCAGGAGCUUCCCGCCCCGGUCCUUCGUCACCUUCCGGGGCCUGAGACAGCGCUUCCACUUCACCGUCUCCCUCACGUUUGCCACCCAAGAAAGGAACGGCUUGCUGCUCUACAACGGCCGCUUCAACGAGAAGCACGACUUCAUUGCCCUGGAGAUCGUGGACGAGCAGGUGCAGCUCACCUUCUCUGCAGGUGAGACGACGACGACUGUGGCACCGAAGGUUCCCGGUGGUGUAAGUGACGGGCGGUGGCACUCUGUGCAGGUGCAGUACUACAACAAGCCCAACAUCGGCCACCUGGGCCUGCCCCACGGGCCAUCCGGGGAGAAGAUGGCCGUGGUGACGGUGGAUGAUUGUGACACAACCAUGGCUGUGCGCUUUGGAAAGGACAUCGGGAACUACAGCUGUGCUGCCCAGGGCACUCAGACCGGCUCCAAGAAGUCCCUGGAUCUGACCGGUCCUCUGCUCCUGGGUGGCGUCCCCAACCUACCAGAAGACUUCCCAGUGCACAACCGGCAGUUUGUGGGCUGCAUGCGGAACCUGUCAGUUGACGGCAAAAAUGUGGACAUGGCUGGAUUCAUCGCCAACAAUGGCACCAGGGAAGGCUGUGCCGCUCGGAGGAACUUCUGCGAUGGGAGGCGCUGUCAGAAUGGGGGCACCUGUGUCAACAGGUGGAACAUGUAUCUGUGUGAGUGUCCGCUCCGAUUUGGCGGGAAGAACUGCGAGCAAGCCAUGCCCCACCCCCAGCUCUUCAGCGGUGAGAGUGUCGUGUCCUGGAGUGACCUGAACGUCAUCAUCUCUGUGCCCUGGUACCUGGGGCUCAUGUUCCGGACCCGGAAGGAGGACAGCGUUCUGAUGGAGGCCACCAGCGGCGGGCCCACCAGCUUUCGCCUCCAGAUCCUGAACAACUACCUCCAGUUUGAGGUGUCCCAUGGCCCCUCCGAUGUGGAGUCCGUGAUGCUGUCCAGGUUGCGGGUGACCGACGGGGAGUGGCACCACCUGCUCAUCGAGCUGAAGAAUGUUAAGGAGGACAGUGAGAUGAAGCACCUGGUCACCAUGACUUUGGAUUAUGGGAUGGACCAGAACAGGGCAGAUAUCGGGGGCAUGCUUCCCGGGCUGACAAUCAGGAGCGUGGUGGUCGGGGGCGCCUCUGAAGACAAGGUCUCCGUGCGCCGUGGAUUCCGAGGCUGCAUGCAGGGAGUGAGGAUGGGGGGGACGCCCACCAACGUCGCCACCCUGAACAUGAACAAUGCGCUCAAGGUCAGGGUGAAGGACGGCUGUGAUGUGGAGGACCCCUGUACCUCGAGCCCCUGUCCCCCCCACAGCCGCUGCCAUGACACCUGGGAGGACUACAGCUGCAUCUGUGACAAAGGGUACCUUGGAAUAAACUGUGUGGAUGCCUGUCACCUGAACCCUUGCGAGAACAUGGGGGCCUGCGUACGCUCCCCCGGCUCCCCGCAGGGCUACGUGUGCGAGUGCGGGCCCAGCCACUACGGGCCGUACUGCGAGAACAAACUCGACCUUCCGUGCCCCAGAGGCUGGUGGGGGAACCCUGUCUGUGGACCCUGCCACUGUGCUGUCAGCAAAGGCUUUGAUCCUGAUUGUAAUAAGACCAACGGCCAGUGCCAAUGCAAGGAGAAUUACUAUAAGCCCCCAGCCCAGGAUACCUGUCUGCCCUGCGACUGCUUCCCUCAUGGCUCCCACAGCCGCACUUGCGACAUGGCCACUGGUCAGUGUGCCUGCAAGCCCGGCGUCAUCGGCCGCCAGUGCAACCGCUGUGACAACCCGUUUGCCGAGGUCACCACAUUCGGCUGUGAAGUGAUCUACAACGGCUGUCCCAAAGCAUUUGAGGCUGGGAUCUGGUGGCCACAGACCAAGUUCGGGCAGCCGGCUGCAGUGCCGUGCCCCAAGGGAUCCGUCGGAAAUGCGGUCCGACACUGCAGCGGGGAGAAGGGCUGGCUGCCUCCAGAGCUCUUUAACUGCACCACCAUCUCCUUCGUGGACCUCAGGGCCAUGAAUGAGAAGCUGAGCCGCAACGAGACGCAGGUGGAUGGUGCUGGGGCCCUGCGGCUGGUGAGGGCGCUGCGCAACGCUACACAGCACACGGGCACGCUCUUUGGCAAUGACGUGCGCACGGCCUACCAGCUGCUGGGCCGCGUCCUUCAGCACGAGAGCUGGCAGCAGGGCUUCGACCUGGCAGCCACACAGGAUGCCAACUUCCACGAGGACAUCAUCCGCUCGGGCAGCGCCCUCCUGGCCCCGGCCACCAGGGCGGCAUGGGAGCAGAUCCAGCGGAGUGAGGGUGGCACGGCACAGCUGCUCCAGCGCCUCGAGGGCUACUUCAGCAACGUGGCACGCAACGUGCGACGGACCUACCUACGGCCCUUCGUCAUCGUCACCGCCAACAUGAUUCUGGCCGUCGACAUCUUUGACAAGUUCAACUUUACGGGAGCCAGGGUCCCGCAGUUCGACGCCAUCCGCGAAGAGUUCCCCAGGGAGCUGGAGUCCUCCGUCUCCUUCCCAGCCGACUUCUUCAAACCACCUGAAGAAAAAGAAGGCCCCCUGGUGAGGCCGGCCGGCCGGAGGACCAGCCCGCAGAGCCCGCGCCCGGAGCCUGGCACCGAGAGGGAGGCCCCGAUCAGCAGGCGGAGGCGACACCCUGAUGACGCUGGCCAGUUCGCCGUUGCCCUGGUCAUCAUUUACCGCACCCUGGGGCAGCUCCUGCCAGAGCGCUAUGACCCCGACCGUCGCAGCCUCCGGCUGCCUCACCGGCCCGUCAUUAAUACCCCGAUGGUGAGCGCACUGGUGUACAGCGAGGGGGCUCCGCUCCCGAGACCCCUGGAGAGGCCCGUCCUGGUGGAGUUCGCCCUGCUGGAGGUGGAGGAGCGAACCAAGCCGGUCUGCGUGUUCUGGAACCACUCCCUGGCCGUCAGUGGGACGGGAGGGUGGUCUGCCCGGGGCUGCGAGCUCCUGUCCAGGAACCGGACACACGUCGCCUGCCAGUGUAGCCACACAGCCAGCUUUGCAGUACUCAUGGACAUAUCCAGGCGUGAGAAUGGGGAGGUCCUGCCCCUGAAGAUCGUCACCUACGCCGCCAUGUCCUUGUCGCUGGCGGCCCUGCUGGUGGCCUUCGUCCUCCUGAGCCUGGUCCGCACACUGCGCUCCAACCUGCACAGCAUUCACAAGCACCUCGCUGCGGCACUGUUCCUCUCUCAGCUGGUGUUCGUGAUUGGGAUCAACCAGACGGAAAACCCGUUCCUGUGCACGGUGGUCGCCAUCCUCCUCCACUACAUCUACAUGAGCACCUUUGCCUGGACCCUCGUGGAGAGCCUGCAUGUCUACCGCAUGCUGACUGAGGCACGCAACAUCGACACGGGGCCCAUGCGGUUCUACUACGUCGUGGGCUGGGGCAUCCCGGCCAUUGUCACAGGACUGGCGGUCGGCCUGGACCCCCAGGGCUACGGAAACCCGGACUUCUGCUGGCUGUCCCUGCAAGACACGCUGAUUUGGAGCUUUGCGGGGCCCAUCGGAGCCGUUAUAAUUAUCAACACAGUCACUUCUGUCCUAUCUGCAAAGGUUUCCUGCCAAAGAAAACACCAUUAUUAUGGGAAAAAAGGGAUCGUCUCCCUGCUGAGGACCGCCUUCCUCCUGCUGCUGCUCAUCAGCGCCACCUGGCUGCUGGGGCUGCUGGCUGUGAACCUCGAUGCACUGAGCUUCCACUACCUCUUUGCCAUCUUCAGUGGCUUACAGGGCCCCUUCGUCCUCCUCUUCCACUGCGUGCUUAACCAGGAGGUCCGGAAGCACCUGAAGGGUGUGCUCGGCGGGAGGAAGCUACACCUGGAGGACUCCACCACCACCAGGGCCACCCUGCUGACGCGCUCCCUCAACUGCAACACCACCUUCGGCGAUGGGCCCGACAUGCUGCGCACGGACCUGGGCGAGUCCACCGCCUCGCUGGAUAGCACUGUCAGGGAUGAAGGAGUCCAGAAGCUCAGCGUGUCCUCUGGGCUGGUGCGGGGCAGCCACGGAGAGCCAGACGCAUCCUUCGUGCCCAGGAGCUCCAAGGACCCCCCUGGCCAUGAUUCCGACUCAGAUAGCGAGCUGUCCCUGGAUGAGCAGAGCAGCUCUUAUGCCUCCUCACACUCGUCAGACAGCGAGGACGACGGGGUGGGGGCUGAGGAAAAAUGGGACCCGACCAGGGGCGCCAUCCAUAGCACCCCUAAAGGGGAUGCCGUGGCCAACCACAUUCUGGCCACCUGGCCUGACCAGAGCCUGGCUGAGAGUGACAGUGAGGACCCAGGCGGCCAGCCCCGCCUGAAGGUGGAGACCAAGGUCAGCGUGGAGCUGCACCGCGAGGAGCAGGGCAGUCACCGUGGAGAGAAUCCCCCAGACCGGGAGAGCGGGGGCACGGCCAGGCCUGCUAGCUGCCAGCCUCCAGAGCAGAGGAAAGGCAUCUUGAAAAAUAAAGUCACCUACCCACCGCCGCUGAUGCUGACAGAGCAGACGCUGAAGGGCCGGCUCCGGGAGAAGCUGGCCGACUGUGAGCAGAGCCCCACAUCCUCGUGCACGUCCUCCCUGGGCUCUGGCGGCCCCGACUGCGCCAUCACCGUCAAGAACCCCGGGAGGGAGCCGGGGCGUGAGCACCUCAACGGGGUGGCCAUGAACGUGCGCACCGGGAGCGUCCAGGCCGACGGCUCAGACUCCGAGAAACCGUGAGGCAAGCCCGUCACCCCCACACAGGCUACGGCAUCACUGAGCCCUCAGAGCUUGGAGCCCGAGGGGCCACUGCCCUUGAAGUGGAGUGGGCCCAGAGUGUGGCGGUCCCCACGGUGGCAGCCCCCGGACUGGUCAUCCAGACACAAAGGUCUUGGCUCUCCCAGGAGCUCAGGGCCUGUCAGACCUGGUGACAAGUGCCAAAGGCCACAGGCAUGAGGGAGGCGCAGACCACUGGGCCAGCACCGCUGGAUCCUAAGACUGCAGCCAGAGCCAGAUCUGCGAGGGGACCCCAGACAGGGCCCAGAGGCUGCCCAGAGUUCAGGAACGCCAGGCACAGACCAAAGACUGUGGUCCAGCCCCGCCCAGGUGGGCAUCUCAUGGCAGUGCAGACGCCUGGCUGGAAGCCCGGCAGCCCUUUGCAAAGGCACCCCUUGUCUUAAAAUCACUAUGUGGGAAAGCUGUAGAUACUUUUAUAUAUUUGUAUUGGACUCUGAGGAGGUGAAACCUGUAUAUAUUUUGCAUUCGUGCUGACUUUGUUAUCCCAGGAGAUCCAUGCGAUGAUCCCUUGCUGUCUUCCGUGUAAAGAUUGCACAGUUGUACUUGAAUCUGGCAUGUGUUGACGAAACUGGUACCCCAGCAGAUCAAAGGUGGAAAAUAUGUCAGCAGUGGGGCUAAAACCAAGCAGUUAGAAGCCCUAUAGCUGCCUUUGGCCAGGAAGCGAGGAUGGCAUGGGCCCUCCCCGCCGGCCCCCUGGGUCCCUGGUAUUCGCUGUGCAUGCGUUUGCCCUCUGCCCUGGCUGUGUGAAUUUAAGAUGGGGCAGUGCAGGACUAGGCAGGUGUGAGAAGCCUUGCUGAGGUCACUGUGGGGCAUGGUUGCCACACGGCUGUCAUUUUUCAUCUGGUCAUUCCCUGACCACCACCCCCUCCCAGGUGGCCUGGCAGCUGCAGGUGGGGAUGGAUUUCUCCUUUGCUCCUGCUUCCCGUGGGACCUGGGACCUUAAAGUCUUGCAGGUUCCUGAUUUGGACACAGGUAUGGGGCCCUCCAGGCCAUUACAUCCCUCCUGCCAGUUCUCUAGCUCUUUGAGACUCCGAGGAUCUCCCGGGGCACGGGUUCCCACCCCAUGCCCGGCGUCUGACCAGUUACUUCAUUUUGCUUCAGAUGGCCAAUUGUGCAGAGGGACAAAGCCACAGCCUUCAAUGGUUACCAAACUGUUUUUGGAAACUCACACCAAGGUCGGGCCCACUGCAGGCAGGCAGCUGGCACAGUGUGGCCCGAGGGGCUGUGGAACGGCCGGAACUGUCAGACAUGUUUGAUUUUAGCGUUUCUUUUGUUCUUCAAAUCAGGCGCCCAAAUAAGUGAUCAGCACAGCUGCUUCCAAAUAGGAGAAACCAUAAAAUAGGAUGAACAUCAAGUAAAAUGCAAAGAUAUCCACACUAAGUUUUAAACCUGACCCUGAUGAAAAUGUGAGCACUGUUAGCAGAUGCCUGUGAGAGGAAAAGCGUAUCUGAAAAUGGUCCAGACAGGAGGAUGAAAUGAGAUCCCCAAGUCCUCACACCUGAAUGAAUUAUACAUGUGCCUUACCAGGUGAGUGGUCUUUCGAAGAUACAAAACUCUAGUCCCUUUAAACGUUUGCCACUGGUGUUUCCUAAGUACGAAAAGGUCUUGAAGUCUUCGAACAGUCUGCUUUCAUGACUUUAACAGGAUUCCACCCCCUGAGGUGUAAUUUUUUGUUUUGUUCUAUUUUUUUUUUUCACAUACUCCACAGCCAACAUCAUGAGGUGUAAUUUUUAAUUUGGUCAGAACUGUUACCAAAAAACAACUGUCAGUUUUAUUGAGACAGGCAAAAUGUAAACUUAUUUUUAUUAAGACUUUAUGGGAGAGAUUAGACACUGGAGGUUUUUAACAGAUGUGUAUUUAUUAAUGUUCAAAACACUGGAAUUACAAAUGAGAAGAGUCUACAAUAAAUUAAGAUUUUUGAAUUUGUA